AUGGAGGAAGGUGGAGAUAUGGAAGCAGCUUCGCCUGCGGUGGCGGCGGCAGGCGCUGCUUCUCUGGACCUGUCUCUAACACUGGCCCCUGUGUCACCACCACCACCAGCACCACCUUCCUCCUCUUGUUGGGCUGCAGCAGAUGUUGUUCUUCCUUCUUCUACAGGCGCAGGUGGCAAUUACCAUGGCCAUGGUGGUGGGAAGCUCUUCUCGUGCCUCUUCUGCAAUAAGACCUUCCUCAAGUCGCAGGCGUUGGGGGGCCACCAGAACGCGCACAAGAAGGAGAGGGCCGCCGGCAGCUGGAACGCCCACCUCUACCUUCCCGCAGCGGGGGCAGCCAACCAGCCGGCCGCCGCGACGUCCAUGCUGCCAGCGACCUGGCCGCCCGCACGUACGCCUACUAGCAGGCUUGUCGACGACCACGAGCAGCAGCAGCAGCAGCAGCUUGAUCUUAGCCUCAGGCUCUAG
Messenger RNA from Triticum aestivum (bread wheat), 468 nucleotides. Its product is annotated as zinc finger protein 2-like. Lineage: Eukaryota; Viridiplantae; Streptophyta; Magnoliopsida; Poales; Poaceae. The transcript has a single exon. The record is from RefSeq and is a predicted model, not a curated record. Bases 1 to 468 code for a protein of 155 amino acids. Gene Ontology annotation, molecular function: DNA-binding transcription factor activity.